Messenger RNA from Suncus etruscus (white-toothed pygmy shrew), 1626 nucleotides. RefSeq names its product cell division cycle 37 like 1, HSP90 cochaperone (gene CDC37L1). NCBI's taxonomy places the organism in Eukaryota, Metazoa, Chordata, Mammalia, Eulipotyphla, Soricidae. The record is from RefSeq and is a predicted model, not a curated record. Gene Ontology annotation, biological process: protein folding; protein stabilization. Gene Ontology annotation, cellular component: cytoplasm. The coding region runs from base 165 to 1145 and encodes 326 amino acids. Gene Ontology annotation, molecular function: protein-folding chaperone binding; heat shock protein binding. The transcript is spliced from 7 exons.
UUCCCUUCCCUUCCCUCCCCUUCCCUUCCUUCCCUUCCCGGCCGGCAGAGGGAUUGUGGGUAACGGAACCCACUAGCCGAGGCGCCCGGCUCGGCGCCGCAGGUUCCACUCACUCACGCCUGGUCGGUUGGCAUUGGCGGUUGCGGGGCGGACAGCGGCCGGACAUGGAGCAGCCGUGGCCCCCGCCGGGCCCUUGGAGCCUUCCCCGGGCCGAGCGCGAGGCCGAGGAGGAGAACGACUUGGACGCGUCGCCGGGUUCUCCCCGCGCCCAGAUGUAUAAUGAUGGAAUUGAACUGGCUUGCCAAAAACAAAAAGAGUUUGUGAAGAGCUCUGUGGCUUGCAAAUGGAAUCUCGCUGAAGCUCAACAGAAACUUGGUAGCUUAGCACUACAUAACUCUGAGUCCUUGGAUCAGGAACAUGCCAAAGCACAAACAGCAAUAUCAGAACUGAGGCAACGGGAAGAAGAAUGGCGACAGAAAGAAGAAGCUCUUGUACAAAGAGAGAGAAUGUGUCUGUGGAACAUGGAUGCCAUUAGCAAGGAUGUUUUCAAUAAGAGUUUUAUUAAUCAAGAUAAGAGGAAUGAAACAGAAGAUGAAGAUAAAUCAAAAUCAUUUAUGCAGAAAUAUGAACAAAAAAUUAGAUAUUUUGGUAUGUUGAAUCGAUGGGAUGAUAGUCAAAGAUUUUUGUCUGACCAUCCAUAUCUUGUCUGUGAAGAAACUGCUAAAUACCUUAUUUUAUGGUGUUUUCAUCUAGAAGCUGAACAGAAAGGGGCUCUGAUGGAACAAGUAGCACAUCAAGCUGUUGUAAUGCAGUUUAUUAUGGAAAUGGCCAAAAACUGUAAUGUGGAUCCAAGAGGGUGUUUUCGUUUAUUUUUCCAGAAAGCCAAAGCAGAGGAAGAAGGUUAUUUUGAAGCAUUCAAAAAUGAACUUGAAGCCUUCAAAUCAAGAGUCAGGCUUUAUUCUCAAUCACCAAGUUUUCAACCUAUGGUAGUUCAAAAUCAUGUUUCUCAUUCUGGUGUUGGAUCUAUAGGUUUAUUAGACUCUUUGCCACAGAAUUCAGAGUAUCUUCAGUAUUCUAGCAACUGCAGUUUAAAUUCAGUGGUACAUAAAGAAGAUGAUGAACCUAAAAUGAUGGACACUGUAUAAAUCGGUUAAGACUGCUGAGGCCAAGUGCUAUUUUGUUACAAGAAAGGAAGAACUUGGCUAUUUUCUUGACACUUUUAUGGGUGCUGCACUUUAUUUUUGUUUGGUUUUUGAUGAAAGGGGGAAAAAAGAGUACUGAAAACGUUUUGUAAUUUUUUUUUAUGUGCUGCUAGGUUUGUUUUGUUUCUGAAGAGAGGAGUGGUACAACAUGUUGUGGGAUGUGAAACUGGACCUAUUUUGGCGACUAAAUUUGUCUUUAAUCUUACUGUUUUCGAUUUUGGAAUCAAAGUAUGAGAGUCUGCACAAAUGCUGUGUUUACAAGGACUGGUUGAUUCUAGGAGGCAUCUGCUACAGUGUCUCUUUACAUGGAUAUGUACAUGUCCUACUCUACAAAACUGAUUAAAGAGAAAAAUGUACUUGUAUCCUGUUGCUAAUUUAGCUGUCAAAUCCGGUGUUUCAUCCUAUUAAAAGCAAUAAAUCAAUA